This is a messenger RNA of Nerophis lumbriciformis (worm pipefish), 4311 nucleotides long. RefSeq names its product ADAM metallopeptidase with thrombospondin type 1 motif, 9 (gene adamts9). Gene Ontology annotation, cellular component: extracellular matrix. Gene Ontology annotation, biological process: extracellular matrix organization; proteolysis. Gene Ontology annotation, molecular function: metalloendopeptidase activity. The record is from RefSeq and is a predicted model, not a curated record. NCBI's taxonomy places the organism in Eukaryota, Metazoa, Chordata, Actinopteri, Syngnathiformes, Syngnathidae.
AUGCAUGUGCUCUUUUGGGGCUUGGGGUUCCUGUUUUUCCCGGACUUGAUGAACGUAGACGCGAGACUCUCCAAGUCCGGCACAGUAAAGGAGGAGAUCGGCGCCUACGAGAUCGUGACACCGGUGCGCGUGGACGACGCCGGGGACAAGUUGCCGAGCCGCGCGCACUUCAGGAGGAGGCGGCGCAGCGUGGCGGAGAUCCCCGCGGAGCACGGCUGGGCCGCGCCGAAUAUCCACUACCGGAUUUCCGCUUUCGGACAGAGUUACCACCUCAACCUCACGCUGGAGUCGGGAUUUAUCGGCCCGCGCUACACCGUGACGAUACUCGGAGUACCGGCGGCGCGUAACCGCGAGGAGGACACGGAACUCGGACACUGUUUUUACCAGGGGCGCGUGAACGCGCGGGACGAGCGCGCCGCCGUCAUCAGCGUGUGCGCCGGAUUGUUUGGUACCUUCAGGUCUCCAGAAGGGGAGUAUUUUGUCGAGCCCCUUCAUAGCUAUCAAGGAGAACAUUAUGAAGAGGAACACACAAAACCUCAUAUCGUGUACAGGAAGAGCGCCCCCCUCGACAAACAGAAGUCCGGGGAGAGCUCAGCUUGUGACACUUCAGAGCACAAACACAGACGUAGAAGGCACAAGGUGAGGAGGAAGCCGGCGGCCGUUCCCAGCGCUAACAUGCUAACUGACGUGGCGUCGCUAAGUGCCCGUUUGGCCGGCGAAGUCUCGCUCGGCUCGCAAAGCGGCGGUUUCGGGGCCAACGACAGCAGUGGCGCCGACUCCACACCUCACAAGCGGUCCAAGCGCUUCCUCUCCUACCCGCGCUUCGUCGAGGUCAUGCUGGUGGCCGACAGCAAGAUGGCGGAGCAUCACGGCGGCAACCUGCAGCACUACGUACUCACCUUGAUGUCCAUCGUGUCGUCCAUCUACAAGGACCCCAGCAUCGGCAAUCUGAUCAACAUUGUCAUCGUGAAGUUAGUCAUCAUCAACAAUGAGCUAGACGGUCCUCAGGUUUCGUUUAACGCACAGACCACUUUGAAGAACUUCUGCAUCUGGCAGCAGAGUCAGAAUGUCCCGGAUGAUAACCACCACUCGCACCACGACACGGCCAUCCUCAUCACCAGACAAGAUAUUUGCAGAGCCAGAGAUAAAUGUGACACCUUGGGACUGGCGGAGUUGGGCACCGUGUGUGAUCCGUACAGGAGUUGCAGCAUCAGCGAGGACAACGGCCUCAGCACGGCGUUCACCAUCGCCCAUGAACUCGGUCACGUGUUCAACAUGCCUCAUGAUGACAGCAACAAAUGCAAGGAGGACGGCGUCAAGAUCCAGCAGCAUGUGAUGGCUCCCACGCUGAACUACAACACCAACCCUUGGAUGUGGUCCAAGUGUAGCAGGAAGUACAUCACAGAGUUCCUUGACACAGGCUAUGGCGAGUGCUUGCUCGACGAGCCCGUUUCUGGGCCGUACGGUCUCUCGCAGCAGCUGCCUGGACGGAUAUACGACGUCAAUAAACAGUGUGAAUUGAUAUUCGGGCCGGGGACACAGGUGUGCCCGUACAUGACUCAGUGUCGGAGGCUGUGGUGUACCAGCCCGGAGGGUGCCCAGCGGGGGUGCAGGACACAACACAUGCCGUGGGCCGACGGCACUGACUGCUCUCCUGGGAAGCACUGCAAACACGGCCUGUGCAUAGCCAAAGAGCACGACGCCACACCUGUGGAGGGGGCAUGGGGAGUUUGGAGUCCUUUCGGCACCUGUUCUCGGACGUGCGGCGGGGGCAUCAAGAUGGCAGUGCGCGAAUGCAACCGACCCGUGCCCAGGAAUGGCGGCAUGUACUGCGUCGGUCGCCGAAUGAAGUUCCGUUCCUGUAGCUCCGAGCCGUGCUCCAAGCAGAAGAAGGACUUCCGGGAGGAGCAAUGUGCCUCCUUCGAUGGCAGACAUUUCAACAUCAACGGCCUACCUCCUAACGUUCGCUGGGUGCCCAAAUACAGCGGAAUCCUGAUGAAGGACAGGUGUAAACUGUUCUGCAGGGUAGCAGGCAGCACGGCCUACUAUCAGCUCAGGGACCGGGUCACUGACGGCACGCCGUGUGGACCCGAUACCAACGACAUCUGCGUCCAAGGCUUAUGCAGGCAAGCUGGCUGUGACCACGUCCUGAACUCCAAAGCCAGGAGGGACAAGUGCGGUGUGUGCGGAGGCGAUAACUCUUCCUGCAAAACCGUGGCGGGCACUUUCAAUAUCGUACGCUACGGCUACAAUGAAGUGGUGCGCAUACCCAGUGGUGCUACCAACAUAGAUGUGCGUCAACACAGCUACUCAGGGAAACCAGAGGACGACAACUACCUCGCCAUCUCAAAUAGCCGCGGAGAGUUCCUGCUUAACGGAGAGUUUGUAGUCAGCAUGUUCAAAAGGGAAAUUAAAGUGGGGAACGCUGUCAUCGAGUACAGUGGCUCCGACCAUGUUGUUGAGAGGAUCAAUUGUACCGAGCGCAUCGAGGAGGAGAUCAUUGUCCAGGUGCUGUCUGUGGGGAACCUUUACAACCCAGAUGUCAGGUACUCCUUCAACAUCCCCAUAGAGGAUAAACCUCAGCAGUUCCUCUGGGAUGCCUAUGGUCCGUGGCAGGAGUGCAGCCGCCUGUGCCAAGGUGAGAAGAAGAGGAAGGUGCUCUGUAGCAGAGAGUCAGACCGUGUGGUGGUGUCAGACCAGAGAUGCCAUGGCGUAGCAAGACCUGCCAUCAUCUCUGAGCCCUGCAACACAGAAUGUGAGCUGAGGUGGCACGUUGCCCGGAAGAGUGAGUGCACCGCUCAGUGUGGUUCGGGAUAUCGCACCCUGGACAUAUUCUGUGCCAAAAUCAGCCGCACGGAUGCCAAGACCCAGAAAAUUGAUGAUCGCUACUGUAGCGGUCACCGCAAACCUGAUGACAAGGAAGCUUGCCAUGGAGAUUGUAAUCCCGGAGGCUGGGAGUACUCGUCCUGGUCAGAGUGCUCAAAGAGUUGCGGCGGGGGCACCCGCCGAAGAGGGGCAGCCUGUCGAAAGGCAGCAGAGCCUGAGGGCGAUGAGAGCAAAUGCAGUCAAAGGGACAAGCUGGCCGUCCAACCUUGCAAUGAAUUCCUCUGUCCACAAUGGAAGACUGCCGACUGGUCUGAGUGCCUUGUCACGUGCGGGAAAGGCUACAAGCACCGGCAGACGUGGUGCCAGUUUGGGGAGGACCGUCUGGAUGACCGCUUCUGUGGUUCAUCGAAACCGGAGUCGGUCCAGACGUGUCAGCAGCAAGAGUGUGCCUCUUGGCAGGUUGGCCCUUGGGGACAGUGCACUACCUCGUGUGGACCUGGGUACCAGAUGCGAGCUGUGAAGUGUGUCGUUGGGUCCUAUGGUACUGUCAUGGAGGACACUGAUUGUAAUGCUGCCACCCGGCCAACUGACACCCAGGACUGCGAACUGGCCCAGUGUCCAAACAGCCAACCUGCUCAACCAGGACCCAAAGUCCCUUCUCAUCAGGGCCAUAAAACCCAAUGGCGAUUUGGUUCCUGGACCCAGUGUAGCGCCAGCUGUGGCAAAGGGUCACGGAUGCGUUAUGUGAGUUGCCGUGACAACCACGGCGGCGUGGCAGAGGAGUCGGCAUGCGCUCACCUCCCGAAACCUCCUGCCCGAGAAGUGUGCUCCGUCGCCGCCUGUGGACAGUGGAAGGUUUUGGAAUGGACAGCGUGUUCAGUAACCUGUGGUCAGGGUAAGACCACACGCCAAGUGGUCUGCGUCAACUACAGCGACCAGGAGGUGAACGCCAGCGAGUGUGACCCCGACGAUCGGCCCAGCACGGAGCAGGACUGUGCCAUGUCUCAAUGCCCGUCCCACUCCAGCGAUUACAGACCCUUCCCGUCCUCGCCAAACAGCAGUGCCAGGAACCUCAUCCCUCAGAGCCAAUCCCACCAAUGGCGGACUGGACCUUGGGGCGCGUGCUCCAGCACGUGCGCGGGAGGCUUUCAGCGGCGAGUGGUUGUGUGCCAGGACGAGAACGGCUACCCUGCCAACAGCUGCGAGGAUCGCACCCGGCCCAGUGAGCAGCGAUCCUGCGAGUCGGGGCCAUGUCCGCAGUGGAUCUAUGGCAACUGGGGAGAGUGCACCAAGCCAUGCGGAGGCGGGAUAAAGACGAGGCUGGUGGUAUGUCAACGUCCAAACGGCGAGCGUUUCAACGACCUGAGCUGCGAGAUCCACGACAAGCCGCCGGAUCGGGAGCAGUGCAAUACUCAGCCAUGCCCGUCUAGCCCCCACUGGAGCACAGACCCAUGGAGCUCGGUACGCUCAUAAAAAUUUUUUUUU